AUUAGCUGAAAUUGAAGAGGCCGGAACGGGACGAGAACCAUAAUAAAAAUAAACUGCAACCAUAUUCCCUUCGAAGUUGAAAAUCGUACGCCAUCCUUCUGAGUGAGUGAAGCAGGAUCCUUGCUCGUUGAGUGUGCAAUUCAAUCAUCAUCCGUGCUGUGAUCAAGAGAAAAAUCUGUAAUGGAUUUCUAGAAGGACUCAUAGAAAAAACCGUUGGAAGAAGUACGAAGGAGCCUUGAAUAGUGAGCAAGAAAACGUUUGACAGAAUAUAGAAGGGUAGAACAAACCAGUGCUACAUAUAGUAUAAAUGGAUUUUUAGUCCCGGAAGUGUAAGUAACAAAUAAUGACAAAGGCGUCUCGAAAAGGAGCAUCAGUGCAACAGAAAGGACCCGUUAAGCCUUUGUUAUCUCCCCAGCAGGAAGAAGAGGUUAAAGCAAUUCAUGCUGAAGAUGAUGAUUCAUAUAACUCAGGUUUUGGCGCUUAUUUGCGGUCAGCAGAAGGAAGCGAAAUGAUGAAACUCUUCGUCAUGGCGAACUCGAUCCUUGUUAUACUCACUAUGGCUUGGCCCAGCAUGAGGGAAUUCGCUGAGUGGCUGAAGGAGUUUUUGAACUACUACCUUUAACUUACCAACAACAAAUUGGAGACAAAGCU
Messenger RNA from Hermetia illucens (black soldier fly), 651 nucleotides. RefSeq lists its product as uncharacterized. The transcript is spliced from 3 exons. Lineage: Eukaryota; Metazoa; Arthropoda; Insecta; Diptera; Stratiomyidae. The coding region runs from base 344 to 622 and encodes 92 amino acids. The record is from RefSeq and is a predicted model, not a curated record.